Fraxinus pennsylvanica is the source of this 1395-nucleotide messenger RNA. The record is from the annotation of a GenBank genome assembly. NCBI's taxonomy places the organism in Eukaryota, Viridiplantae, Streptophyta, Magnoliopsida, Lamiales, Oleaceae.
AUGGAAGAAUCACCAAGUUCAAAAACUGAACCCCUUUUCUCUAUUCCAGUAGAUAUAAAUCACAAAGCCACAGAAUUCAAUCUAUUUUCAAUUUCUUCUCCUCACAUGAAAGCUUUUCAUCUUGCAUGGUUUUCACUUUUUUCAUGCUUCUUCUCAACUUUUUCUAUCCCUCCACUCCUUCCCAUAAUCCGGGAAGACCUGCAUCUCUCCCAAUCCGAUGUCGGAAAAGCUGCUGUGGCAUCUUUUGUGGGGUCCAUCUUCUCUCGACUCGCAAUGGGCCCCGUUUGUGACCUUGUUGGCCCGCGUAUCGCCUCCUCUACCCUCUCCCUCAUCACUGCACCAAUAGUAUUGUCCACUGCCUUCAUUUCAUCACCACUAUCAUUCAUUCUCAUUCGAUUUCUCAUUGGUUUUUGUUUAGCAAAUUUUGUUGCAAAUCAGUUCUGGAUGAGCUCCAUGUUUUCGGGUCGGGUUGUCGGAAUCGCCAACGGGUUUGCUGCUGGCUGGGCUAAUGUUGGGUCAGGAGUCACACAAAUUUUUAUGCCAUUAAUAUAUUCUUUCUUCAUUAACACCCUAAAUUUGCCUUCUUCUACUGCAUGGCGUGUUGCGUUUAUUUUACCAGCAACUUUCCAGGCAGUAACUGCAGUAAUGGUUCUCGCAUUUGGCCAGGAUUUACCAGAUGGCAACUACAAACGUGUGAAGAAAAGCACGGAUUCGACUGAUAAGAACAACGCUUUUGGCAUUCUCUUUGAUGGAUUAAAGAAUUACAGAGGGUGGAUUCUCGGAAUAACAUACGGGUUUUGCUUUGGAGUUGAAUUAACAACUGAUAACAUCAUUGCACAGUACUUUUACGACAGGUUUAGUUUGGAUAUUGAGACCGCCGGUGUAAUCGCAGCCAGUUUCGGUUUCGCGAAUAUCGUGUCUCGACCAGCAGGAGGGAUGAUUUCCGACGAGAUGGGGCGGAGAUUUGGGAUGAGAGGGCGGUUGUGGAGUUUGUGGGUGGUGCAAACGGUGGCGGGGUUGCUGUGUUAUUUGCUUGGUCGAGUCAACUCACUUUGGGGAUCAGUUUUGGUAAUGUGUUGCUUCUCCUUGUUUGUACAAGCUGCUUCUGGCCUCACAUUUGGUGUGGUCCCUUUUGUCUCCAAAAGGUCUCUUGGUGUAAUAUCGGGCAUGACAGGGAGUGGGGGGACAUUGGGUGCAGUGGUGACCCAGCUGCUGCUAUUAUUAUAUUCAGGCAGCACCUCUAAUUAUCAUAAGAUUUCAACUGAGAAAGGCAUAUCCAUAAUGGGAUUGAUGAUGCUGUUUUUCACUCUUUUAAUCACCCUAAUUUAUUUCCCCAACUCUGGUGGAAUGUUUUGUGGACCUUCAAAACAAACUGAUUAUCACUUGCUUGCAUAA